This is a messenger RNA of Lotus japonicus, 1324 nucleotides long. RefSeq lists its product as uncharacterized. The coding region runs from base 284 to 1087 and encodes 267 amino acids. NCBI's taxonomy places the organism in Eukaryota, Viridiplantae, Streptophyta, Magnoliopsida, Fabales, Fabaceae. Gene Ontology annotation, molecular function: metal ion binding. The record is from RefSeq and is a predicted model, not a curated record. The transcript has 7 exons.
UAUCAAUAAAACAAAAAUGAAAAUCAAUGAUGUACCACUUGAACAACCACCGCUGUGAGAGUUAGUCCACCAUAAUGUGGAUGUUCCCGACUCGUCGGCUCGAACAUGAUUGUCUGAUUGUCUCCGAAUGAGAACAUCUGCCUCGCACCAAAAAAGAAAAUAAAACAAAAAUGAUCAUAGUUUAAAUUAAACAAUAAUAUAUCUUAUUUCUUAACUCUCUUUCAUUCUUCUUGUUCAAUCUCUUUGCACCGUCGAUCCCAUCAUUUGGAACGAGCUUGAAAGGAUGGAAGAUGAUGCAGCAGCAAGCAACAAAUGCGAUUCCAGUAGCUGUUGCCCAAUCUGCUUGGGACCAUUUCUUCAACUUUCCUACCUCGACAAAUGUUUUCAUGAGUUUUGCUUCAAUUGCAUUUUGCGUUGGUCCAAGGUGGCUGCUGGAAAGCACCAUUCUCCACCUUCUUCUGUAAAAUGCCCUCUUUGUAAGACAGAAAACGUUUCUAUCAUAUAUGGAGUUGAUGGAAGUUGCUUUCAGCGUCAUUAUUUAAAUACGGAUGUUGAGGAUAGUUUUGUCUUAUCGAGAGCGCACAGAUAUAGAUUGCAAUGCUAUUACACUGAACAAGGUUUCUUGGACGACUUAUUCAAUAUAUCGCAAUACUGGAAAUCUUCUAAGUACUAUCAUCCAAACUGCUGGCUUGAAAGUUGGUUAAGAAGGGAGAUUCAAGCACUUAUCCAGGAGGAGGAUGUUGACAUCAUUGUGCACCAUAUCCUUGGUGUGGUUAAAUCCUUUUCGACUAGGAGAGAGCAGAGACACAUAAAUGAUCCUGAAAAGAAACAGGAGGAGUUCAAGAUGUCAGUCUCUGAAGCAGCAAGGCCUUUUCUCGCAGCAAGAACAGAGAGAUUUGUAUAUGAGAUUCAACUAUUUCUUGCUUCAGGGUUGAACAUUGAAGCUUAUGAUGCAGUUUACAUCCAACGAUUAGGUUGGAGCUCACCUGGGGUAAACACUGAGGUUGAUCAAAGUGAAUUAAUUGAUCGCACAACUGUGAUUCCUUAUCUGUACAUAUUUGAUUAUGACUCUGAUGGAAAUGAGUAGAUUCAUUUUUCUUUUGUUUUCUCCUUUAUUUGUUGUAAUUUUUGGAUGAUGAGAUUGCUCCUGAAUAGCAUAGACAAAAUUAGUCAUAUAUAACAGAUUUCUGGUGAGGAUUGGGAUCCUUGCCAGUUAGUGCGGGGGAUGCAAUUCUCCAUCGAAAGGGUCUAAAGUUGCUAACAUGAACUAUUUUCAUGCUCAGAUUUUAUGCAGUUUUAAAAAGACUUCAGAGGUUUAAUUUUC